AUGUUUGCUUCAGCUGCUUUGGUUGCAUCGCUUGUCAAGAGCAAGGCAUUUCCCCUCAAUGAUACCAUUCACACUACUAGAGAUAUCAACACUAAGCUUGACAUUUCCCCUGAACUCAUCCAAGCAGUGACAGCCGAACUGAAAAAGGAGAUUGAUGCUGCUUCUACUACUGGAAGUCAAACCACCAUUGUAGAUGAAGAUGCCUCUAUUCUCUUGCAAUCCAGAGUCAAGCAUGCCAUUGACUAUCUUUUGGCUCCUUCUUCCAAUGACUCGCAAGUGCGUCUUGUCGAUGCCAAUCAUGCUGUGGACUAUGUUACCUACGGUCUCUCUGACAUUGUGUUUGUCUAUCCCGGUUUUGCCUCCGGUUAUCUCGGCCAAGAAUUACCUUCCUGGGCUGCUGCCUCUGUCCGCAAUGCUAAUGGUGAAUUGGUCAAGGUUGUCGAGAUGGAGACCCGUGCUGGUGCUCUUCAAGCUGUUCAAGGUGCCCUUGCUGACUCACAGAACAAGCACCUGUCCGUCUUGGCUUCUUCUCAAGCCUUGCUCUCCAUGAUCCCCAACUUGCAUGCCUUGGCUGUGGAUCGUCAACCUGUUGUUUUCCAUGUAGCUGCCCAAUCCAUCGAUCAAGACUUGGUUGCCUCUGCUAAUGUCGACGCUGUCCUUGCAGCUCGCAACACCGGUGCCAUUUUGUUGUCUUCUUCCAAUGCUCAGGAAGCCCAUGAUAUUGCUAUUGUUGCUCAUUUGCUUGCUCGCUCUGUAGGUUUGCCUGUGGUUCAUUUCUUCAAUGGUGUUACUGCUUCCAAGGUCAUUGAAAAGGUCAACCUCACCUCCUAUGCUCAAUUGGCCAACUUGAGUGCUUCCACCAUCUCUACUGCUACUACUGUCAACACAUCUUAUACCGAGUCUUAUCAGGUGGCUAAAAAGGUCCUUGCUCAAUUCAACUACAAGCCCUUUGAAUACACUGGUGCUGCUGAUGCUGAGACUGUCUUGGUCACCUUGAGUGCUUCUACCGCUUCUGUGGAUCAAGCUGUGUCUCGUGCUGCUUCUUACUUGAAUGCUAGUGUCGGUCUCUUGACUGUGCGUACUUUCCGUCCUUGGUCCGAGGCUGAUUUCAUUGCUGCUUUGCCCAAAUCCACUCGUCGUGUGGUUGUAUUGGAAGAAGGUGCUGGUCUUUAUGCUUUCAAUGGUCCUCUCUACUUGGACAUUGCUGCUUCAAUUCGUUUCGGUCCUAUUGCUCGUGAUCAACGCCCUCGUUUGGUCAGCGCUCAAGCUACUGACUUCAGCCAUAUCCAUGCUACUCAUAUUCCCUCUCUUGCCAAGGAGGCUGAACAUGAGGCUUUUAUCAACCUUGCUGCCGAGCCCUUCACUGUCGCUGUCUCUGAUGAGACACUGGCCCUCGAAAAGAGCGAUGCUGCUUGGAGUGCCAUCUUUUGGGAUGUCGAACAAGACGGCACUGCUACUGCUGCUAUCCAUGAUGCUCAUCUCGUCAAGGCUGUUCACCCCAAUGUGCUUGUUACUGCCCGUGUCACCCGUGAUGCUUACCGUGUGGGUGGUGCUGUUUCUCGCACCCAUCUCACCUAUGGAUCCACUGCCACUGCUCCUCACCAAUACAUUGCUAUCCACAACGUCGGCGUCAUUCGUGAAUACAACACCCUUGCCCAUGCUGCCAAGAAUGCCACUGUCGUCCUCCACGGUCCCUGGAAGCACGGUGAUGAAAUUGAAGGUGUCUUGUCGAACGAAUUCAAGUUUGGUUUGACUGAAAUCAAUGCUCAACUCUACACCAUUGAUGCUGCUCGUAUUGCUCAAGAACUCGGUUUGAACAUCAAGUCAACUCAUCUUGUGUGGGAGGCCGUCUUUUUGAUUUUGGGCCAAAAGGUAGCUUCUAUUGCUGAUCGUCUGUGUGAACUGUAUCAGGAGAUUGAGCAAACGGGUGAGGAAGAGAACAAGCGCAGCUUGGCUGGUUUGACAACAGAUAUUGUCACUGCUGUUACCAGUGAAUUGACCGCUGUGGAGUUGCUGCCUCCCUGGACCAUCUUGGAAUUGAGUGAUGCUGUCUUGCCUGUGUUGCCUUUGGAUCGUCUGGUGGGUGCUGAGGAAGAGGACGACGUUUUGUCUAAUGCUUCUACUGUGGAGGGUGAAGAAGGUGUUGGUGCUGAGUCUGGCAAGUGGCAUAAGGCUGCCUGGCAAUUGAUGUUCAACGAGGCUUACAAGACUGAAACUGCUAUCCGUCCUGAUUUGCACGAAAACACCUAUGUGAUCAAGGUGGGUGAGAACCGUCGUUUAACUCCUGAUGCCUAUGACCGUAAUGUCUUCCACAUUGAGUUUGAUACCACGGAUUCCAACCUCAAGUACGAGCUAGGUGAUGCUCUUGGUGUCCAUGGCCACAAUGAUUACGCUGAUGUGCAGGACUUCUUGACCUGGUAUGGCUUGAACGGCAAUGACAUUGUUUCUGUCAAGCACGAUGACAAGGGUACUGAAGAGGUCCGCACUGUAUUCCAAUUGUUCAGCCAAACUUUGGAUAUCUUUGGCCGCCCUUCCAAGAAGUUCUAUGAGGCGCUUGCUGCUUAUGCUACUGAUCCCAAGGAAAAGGAACACUUGUUGUUCUUGAUCUCCCCUGAGGGCAAGGAAGAUUUCAAGAAGCGUGUGGAUGAGACUACUACCUACGAAGACCUCUUGCGUGAAUUCACCUCUGCCAAGCCCUCUGUUGAAGCUCUUGCUCAAAUCAUCGCUCCUAUCAAGCCUCGUCACUACUCUAUUGCCUCGUCUCAAAAGAUGUUUAACAAUGCUGUCCACUUGUUGAUUGUUGCUGUUGACUGGGAGACCUCCACUGGCAAGAAGCGUUACGGUCAAUGUACGCGCUACUUGACCAACUUGAAGGUGGGUGACAAUGUCACUGUAUCUAUCAAGCCCUCUGUAAUGAAGUUGCCUCCUCUUGACUCUCAACCUGUCAUCAUGGCUGGUCUUGGUACUGGUAUGGCUCCUUUCCGUGCCUUCAUUCAAGAACGUUAUUUGGCAAAGGCUGCUGGCAAGAAGGUGGGUCCUGUUGUCCUCUACUUUGGUUCUCGUCAUCGCUCCAUGGAGUACUUGUACGGUGAAGAGUUGGAAGCUUAUCAUGCGGAUGGUGUUCUCUCUCAUAUGGGUCUUGCUUUCUCCCGUGAUCAAAAGGAAAAGAUCUAUAUUCAACACAAAAUGAUGGAAGAUGCUGAAAUGUUGAACGAGUACUUGAUGAACCAAAAGGGUCAUUUCUAUCUCUGUGGUCCUACCUGGCCUGUUCCUGAUGUCAAGGAUGCUGUUGUCCAUGGCCUCACCAAGUACAGUGGUGUCACUGCUGCCGAAGCUUCUGCUCUUAUUGAAGAAUGGAAGGAAAAGGAGUCUUACAUUCUCGAAGUCUAUUAA
Mucor velutinosus is the source of this 3393-nucleotide messenger RNA. RefSeq lists its product as uncharacterized. The record is from RefSeq and is a predicted model, not a curated record. The transcript has a single exon. NCBI's taxonomy places the organism in Eukaryota, Fungi, Mucoromycota, Mucoromycetes, Mucorales, Mucoraceae. Bases 1 to 3393 code for a protein of 1130 amino acids. Gene Ontology annotation, molecular function: sulfite reductase (NADPH) activity; flavin adenine dinucleotide binding; FMN binding. Gene Ontology annotation, cellular component: cytosol.